ACAAAAAUACAACUUUAGUUGUCAUGAUAUUGAAAAUAUGAUGCUUAAUACAAAAUAUAACAAUUCAUUACAUAUAUUAGACUUAGGAUGUAACAAUAUUGGUGAUUAUGGUAUUGAUCAUAUUUCUAAAUGGUUGACAAGAAAACCAGCUUUGAAAACUUUAAUUUUAUGCAGAAAUAUCAUAACUGAUCAUGGUGCAAGAAGUUUAAGUUAUUCCAUUCCGUUUUCGAAACUUUUAUUCCUCGAUAUUUCAUAUAAUAAAAUCACUGACAAUGGAAUGGUGAAUAUUUUAUGUACACUGAAGAAAUGUCCUAUGUUAAGACAGCUGAAAAUAUUUGGCAAUUGCAUUGGUCAUUCAUCAGCAAAAAUAGUUAAACGAAUGUUAUUAUCUCAAGUCUUGAAUCAAGAGAAUAUAGAUGUUAGACCAUAUAAAAUAGAUCAUAGAUGGUAUUUUGCAAAAUAUGAAGGAAAUUGUUAUGAAAAAGAAAACAAUAUUCCUUAUUAUCUUUCCUCACAAUUGCAGAAAUUAACUUCUUCAAAGACUCCUGCUUCCAUUAAAACAUAUUAUAAAUAUACAUAUUCAACUACAAGUGAAAUUAAAUCGGAACAUUUGACUGUAUCUCUUAUUUCUACAAAACUAAGCAAAAAUUAUAUAAAAGACUGCAGAUGUUGUUAUUGUUUGAAAUGUCAGGCUUCUGAUUAUGAUGAGAAAUGCAGAGAUAUUGAUCAUUCAGAUAAUUGCACUUGUUGUACAUGUAAAGGUGAUGAAAGUAGUGAAUGGUCUAUAGAUAAAUCAGUUUUGAAAAAAAUUGUAUCUCCUCCUGAUCCUGCAAAAAAUAUUGAAUAUAUUGUAAAACAAGUCAAUUCUAAGACUCGCAAAAAUAUUUUAAGAUGGAUUAAUAUUAAUGAAGAUAUCUUAGAAGAAGAUUUAAAAUUAAUUGAUCCAAGUUUAACAAAAAAAAGCACAGAAGAAUCUGUUUCAUGCAAAUGCUCAUGGAUGCAGUUAAGCUCAUCUUUACUACAGAAAUAUUUGCAACAAUCUUCUUCAAAAAAUUUAAUCAUUAUACCAAAAGAUAACUUUAUCUGUUUAAAGGAUAAGUGCAAGAAUUUUCAUAAAAAAUCUUCAUCAGAUAAUUGUACAAAUGCAAAUAGAAGUAAAUGAGAUUUUAUAAAAAUA
Molecule: messenger RNA, 1177 nt
Organism: Apis florea (little honeybee)
Lineage: Eukaryota; Metazoa; Arthropoda; Insecta; Hymenoptera; Apidae
Molecular function (GO): protein binding
Source: RefSeq, a predicted model, not a curated record